Molecule: messenger RNA, 4018 nt
Organism: Equus quagga
Lineage: Eukaryota; Metazoa; Chordata; Mammalia; Perissodactyla; Equidae
Gene: RBFOX1
Product: RNA binding fox-1 homolog 1
Exons: 13
Coding region: 199-1455 (418 amino acids)
Biological process (GO): regulation of alternative mRNA splicing, via spliceosome; nervous system development
Cellular component (GO): nucleus; cytoplasm
Molecular function (GO): mRNA binding
Source: RefSeq, a predicted model, not a curated record
UCUGGGAAGAAAACUUUCACAUUAAGAGUUGCUGAUGCGGAUUUUCUCUUUCCCCUCUCCGCGUUGAUGAGCGCUUGGCUCCUGACAGAAGCGGUUUGGCUCUCCGCUUGGUAGUUCCGAAGAACUUGGGUCUAUAGAUUUUCCCCCAACUCCAUUGAUGUGUUGAACUUCAGAGGGAAUAAUACCUUCACGUAAAGCAUGUUGCCUUCUCAAGGAGUCCUCCUGCAUCCCUAUGGCGUGCCUAUGAUUGUUCCAGCAGCCCCCUACUUCCCCGGACUGAUCCAGGGUAAUCAGGAAGCAGCAGCUGCCCCUGACACAAUGGCUCAGCCUUAUGCUUCGGCCCAGUUCGCUCCCCCUCAGAACGGCAUCCCCGCGGAAUACACGGCCCCUCAUCCCCACCCCGCGCCAGAGUACACGGGCCAGACCACCGUCCCCGAGCACACGUUAAACCUGUACCCUCCCGCCCAGUCGCACUCGGAGCAGAGCGCAGCGGACACGAGCGCGCAGACUGUCUCGGGCACAGCCACACAGACAGAUGACGCAGCGCCGACGGAUGGCCAGCCCCAGACACAACCUUCGGAAAACACGGAAAACAAGUCCCAGCCCAAGAGGCUGCAUGUCUCCAACAUCCCCUUCAGGUUCCGGGAUCCGGACCUCCGACAAAUGUUUGGCCAAUUUGGUAAAAUCUUAGAUGUUGAAAUUAUUUUUAAUGAGCGAGGCUCAAAGGGAUUUGGUUUCGUAACUUUCGAAAAUAGUGCCGAUGCGGACAGGGCGAGGGAGAAAUUACACGGCACCGUGGUAGAGGGCCGUAAAAUCGAGGUAAAUAAUGCCACAGCACGUGUAAUGACAAAUAAAAAGACUGUCAACCCUUAUACAAACGGCUGGAAAUUGAAUCCAGUUGUGGGUGCAGUCUACAGUCCUGAAUUCUAUGCAGGCACGGUGCUGCUGUGCCAGGCAAACCAGGAGGGAUCUUCCAUGUACAGUGCCCCCAGUUCACUUGUAUAUACUUCCGCAAUGCCAGGCUUCCCGUAUCCAGCUGCCACCGCCGCGGCCGCCUACCGAGGGGCGCACCUGCGAGGCCGCGGCCGCACCGUGUACAACACCUUCCGGGCCGCGGCGCCGCCGCCCCCGAUCCCGGCCUACGGCGGAGUAGUGUAUCAAGAGCCUGUGUAUGGCAAUAAAUUGCUGCAGGGUGGUUAUGCUGCAUACCGCUACGCCCAGCCUACCCCUGCCACUGCUGCUGCCUACAGUGACAGUUACGGACGAGUUUAUGCUGCCGACCCCUACCACCACACACUUGCUCCAGCCCCCACCUACGGCGUUGGUGCCAUGAAUGCUUUUGCACCCUUGACUGAUGCCAAGACUAGGAGCCAUGCUGAUGAUGUGGGUCUCGUUCUUUCUUCAUUGCAGGCUAGUAUAUACCGAGGGGGAUACAACCGUUUUGCUCCAUACUAAAUGACAAAAACCAUAAAAACCUUCCAAUGUGGGGAGAAAGGAAGCUUUCCGAGGCCUGGGUAUUGCAAUACAUGCAGUAGUGCAUCAUUUUAGCAACUCUAAAAACUAAAAAGAGGAAAAAAAUUACAUUUUUUAUCUUAUACCUCAGAUAUUUUGUUCUGUGUAUUUUAAUAUUGUGGGUCUUUCAUUUCUGAAGGUUCCGUAGUUUGGUUGCUGGCUGUAGGAUUUUUUGUGGUUGAUCUAGAGAGAUGCUAGCUAUGAAUAAAAACUGGUCUAGGGCCAUCUCAGAGUGCUAUAUCACGUAAAUGAAUUAUAUAUGCUGACUAUUAAGCUACUGGGGUUAUCAGCUGUUUGGGAAAGAGUGUAAGUGACUACAGUAGUCAUUUUUUUCUGCAUCUAUUAUUUUAUUUUAUGAAAGGGGAAGGGUGGGAGGGACUUAGGGGGUUGGGACUGGGCUUGGCCGAAAGAGGAAAAAAAAAUAGUAACUGAUGAAUCUAAACGACCCACUGCACCAACGAUCAUAUAUCAACGGUUCUAAGUUACUCAUUGUCAGUUCAAGCCAAAGGUUACGUUGUUAAGGGGGGUGCUUCUAGUGGCACUUCUGUAUCUGAGUUGAGUGAAGCUGUGCAAACCCACCCUUUAAACCAUUCCACCCGGCAGUAUUCAGCUUCUUAACCAGCCGCUAGUUAUUUAGGCAAAAACUGCUAGUUAGGCCAUCAACAAGCAUUCUUUUUAUAUUUCUUCCAGUAUAAUAAAUUAUUGAUAUCAUUGCUGACUUUUAUAUUAUGGGAGGGAAAAAAAUAACAUUAAUAAAAAGGUGAUUAAAAAGCACUGUUUCUAUUUUUUUCUUUUUUUCCAAAAAAAGAAAGUAAUAAAAACUUAAAUUCUUUGUACCAGUUAAAAAAAAUGUAUAAAAUUUACAUCUGUGCAGUGGAGUUGUUAAGUUCUAGAAACAGUCUAUGAAGCUUUAGUUUUAGCCUAGUAGAAGAACUGUUAGAGACAGACGUAUAAUUUUUAUGGAAUUACAUGAUAAUCAUAUUCGGAUUUAUAGAAGCAUUUUACAAGUAUUGCAAUCAUUGGGUAGAGAUAAUCAUGGUAUUUUCAUCAGCUUGGUACUUUUUGAAACAUGACUGUGUUGUGUGAGCAAUCUGCAAUUUUUCAGUUCGUGAGAGCCUGCCCUCCCAUUCUUCCUGGUGCCCCAGGAUUAUCUCAAACCGAGGUCUUUAAUUCUGUCUCCAAGGCCCAGGACACUUGUCAGAAGGAAGCAAAAACGUAGGUCCCCCCUCUUCAUCCCCGAAGAACAAAGUCUCCCCCACCUCUGAAGCAGGGCCAGAGUGACACAGCCGAAAAAUUGCAGUUUGUCUCUACUUCUUCUGUUUGAACUCUUUCCAUGUUGUCCUGUUUACAAGUUAACCUAAGUUGGGGUAUCUGUCACGGGUCUUCCUGUUUUUGUAUUUAAAUUAACAAACAGCAGCAAGCUGUCCCCAGUAGUUUUGCUGCCAUAGUUAAAUCUUCAUGUGUACAGUGCAGGCCCCAUGGCACGCACUUUAGUAAGUAAUCAACUCACUGCUGUGAACCUGCCAAUCCGCUGUAACAACUCUGCUUUCAAACAAAACCAAACAAAACUUAAAAAAAAAAAAAAAAGUGUUUGUGAUCCAGCUUUCUCUUGUCAUCUUAUGUGCAUGCAGUAAGAUCGGUUGGAUAUUAAACCAUCAAUAAAGUUUCACAAGAUUUGAAAACAAAGUUUCUGUAGCUUCGAUAUCUAAGACAGAUGAGCGCUAUAACUUGAAAAGAAGAGAAAGGGGGGAAACUGCUUAGCAGCCCAAAGCAUAAAAAAAAUGUCCUUUUCCCCAGACUUCUUUGGGUGGGGGAAGGGAGGGGGAUGGGGUGUUUCAUAGCAUCACUGAGUCAUUCUCAUUCCCCCACCUGGAAAACAAUGUUAGGACAGAGGGUGCCUGGUGGAUGGUUUUAAAGGAAGCAAUUUAUUCCAAUGCCGUGGCAUCCUACCCCGGAGGGGAGAAAGAGAGAAGGGACAGGGGGUUAGGGAGAAUAAAGAGAUUUCUCCCAAUUGCCUCAGAUUUCAAAAUCCAGAAUUUGCAUUGUAUUUGGAAUCACAAACAUGGAAUUCUUACUGUGUUGGUUAAAGUAAAAUUAAUUUGCGGUUUUGAUUUUCAUCGAUGAGCUGUACUUUCCCCCAUGAUUGUAUGUAGUUUUAAUAAAAUCAUUUAGGGUAAGUGGGUGCCGACCGAUGUUGCAGAAUCUUCUGUCUGGGCACUCCUCCAAGAUGCCAAUAAGUCAUUUUAAAAUGUAUGUCAGAGAUGUAAACAAACAUUUUGGAUUUUUUUAAACGGUAUUUAUUUGGAAUGUUUUCAUUUAUCUAAAUAACUAUUGCUAUUAUGAAUUAUGGAAAAAAAGAUUAAUAUCAUGUGUGGCAUAUAGUGACUUCUUAACACACACAUCACGCAAUCUGCAAACCCAGAAAAUGUGUAUAUCUGUCUUUAGAAAUUAGUGUUUAUAUCACUUACAGUGGUUUGUGAAUAAAGAAAACUGGUUUGUAAUAUCA